AUGAGGGAGGUGAGAGUUGAGCACGAUGGUUUUACGCUUCCGAUCGUUAAUCAAGUCACUAUGUCGAUUUGGGUUGAUGUAGCCUAUGCGGGAAUGGUUCACUGUGUUGGAAUUAGAAUGGGGUUUAGUUCUGAUUUGUAUUUCUGUAAUACCAUGAUGGAGGUUUAUGGAAAAUGUGGGUGUAUGGUUUCUGCUCGUGACGUAUUUGAUGAAAUGCCUAACAGAGACUUGGUUUCUUGGACAUCGAUGAUUUCAGCAUAUGUUAACGGUGGUGAUGUAUUUUGUGCUUUGGAUAUUUUUGAGGGAAUGAGAAGGGAGUUGGAGCCGAACUCGGUGACAGUAAUGGUGAUGCUGCAAGCUUGUUGUGCGACUCAAUAUUUGGUUCUGGGAAGGCUGCUUCAAUGUUAUGUGGUUAAGAAUGGUUUAUUGUUUGAUACACAUCUGCAGAAUUCGUUCUUGCGAAUGUAUAGUCGACUGGGUAGGCAGGAUGAAUUUGGGGUUUUUUUCUCUGAAAUUGAUUUCAAGAAUGCUGUGUCUUGGAAUAUUUUAAUGUCUUUUUAUUCCUCCAUGGGGGAUAUUGUGAAGGUUGUGGACAUCUUAAACAAAAUCAUGGGUGAAGUUCCUCUCAGCAUCGAGACAUUAACCAUACUAAUAUCAGGAAUUGCAACAUCUGAUUCCAGGUGUCUGAUGCUAGGUGAAAAUCUACAUUCCUUGGCAAUUAAAAGUGGUCUUUAUGAUGGUAUUCUGUGUACUUCUUUGUUGGGUAUGUACGCCAAGUUUGGUGAGUUGGAAAAUUCAACUAGCUUGUUUAAGGAAAUCCCCAAUAGAAGCAUUGUUACUUGGGGGGCCAUGAUGUCUAGUUUUAUUCAGAAUGGACAUUUUGAUGAUGCAGUUGAUAUCUUCAAGCAAAUGCAAGUUGCUGGCUUGAAACCCAGUGUUGGAAUUUUGAAACACUUAAUUGAUGCUUAUGCCUUUUUGGGUGCUCUGCAGUUGGGGAAAGCAAUACAUUGUUGCCUCAUUCGAAUCUAUGGAUUUGUGGUAUGUAAUACACGCUUAGAAACAUCUGUCCUGAACAUGUAUGUAAGAUGUGGGAGCAUUGCUUCUGCCAGGAAAUGCUUUGACUUGAUCAUAAUUAAAGAUGUUGUUGCGUGGACUUCCAUGAUUGAGGGAUAUGGUGCUCAUGGACUUGGUGUUGACGCCCUCAAUCUUUUCCACCAAAUGACGAGUGAAGAAGUGACCCCAAAUAAUGUCACAUUCUUAAGCCUGUUAUCUGCCUGUAGUCACUCUGGCCUUGUUAGUGAGGGCUGUGAAAUCUUUUAUUCAAUGAGGUCAAGGUUCAACAUUAAGCCUGAUUUAGAGACACUAACUUGUUUUGUUGAUCUUUUGAGUAGAAUCAACAAGAGUAAGAGAGCGUUUGCAAUUAUAUUGAGAAUGACAAGUCUCUGUGAUGGCAGGAUUUGGGUGUGCUCUUAUGGGUGCCUGCCGGGGUAUGGAGAUAAUAAAAUAGCUAACUAUGCUGCACACAGCUUCUUGAAUUAG
Cucumis sativus (cucumber) is the source of this 1539-nucleotide messenger RNA. RefSeq names its product pentatricopeptide repeat-containing protein At4g35130, chloroplastic-like. Gene Ontology annotation, molecular function: RNA binding; protein binding. The transcript has a single exon. Bases 1 to 1539 code for a protein of 512 amino acids. The record is from RefSeq and is a predicted model, not a curated record. NCBI's taxonomy places the organism in Eukaryota, Viridiplantae, Streptophyta, Magnoliopsida, Cucurbitales, Cucurbitaceae. Gene Ontology annotation, biological process: RNA modification.